This is a messenger RNA of Cladocopium goreaui, 2345 nucleotides long. The record is from the annotation of a GenBank genome assembly. NCBI's taxonomy places the organism in Eukaryota, Dinophyceae, Suessiales, Symbiodiniaceae.
UGGCACGUUGUAGCGAUACAGACUUCAGUUCGGGUCGAAUGAAUGCAUAUGUUCAGUUUUCUGGGGACUAUGAUGGCAUGGUGCAACAACCAGAUGGAUCCUACUUUGCGAAGUGCGUCGGUCCGGGCGAGCGCUGGUGGGCAGCGCCUGCGUGUCGUUCAGACCUGACAAAGUGCAUCCCGACCUUCACCUCUACGCCCGGAUGGAAAGUCCAAGCCAUGAUGCAGUGGACUGCAGCUUAUGGUUUUCCAGCAGCGAUUGCCAUUUCCAAUACUUUUGCCCUCUUCCAGAAGCACGUGCACAUUUUCAGGGCACUUCACUACUGGUGGGAACCUGACUCUACGUUCAUCGAUAUGCGGCCGGAGCCGGUCAUUCUUCCGCGCCACAGCCCCUCUGAAUGGGCUGCAGGGAAUAAGAAGACAGGUGGAUUCGGCGCCCGCGUCUCCAAGAUGGUGAGUUCAAAUCUGCACUCUAAAGCUGCUUUGGUCCAAGACUUCAUCAGCGAGGUGAAUUUCGAACUUUCGGAAGUUCAAAACCUGCUGCUUCUUCACAUCCAAUCAGGUGCAACAACAUUCUUCGACGUGGCCUGUGAUUGGAUCAAAUUGCAUAGGAGCCGCUGGACAAGGUGGAUCCCAGACAAGACUAAAUGCUCGGCACAGUUUGGUUUGUUCAACGAAAAGACCAAUCAAUUCGUGAACAGCCGGGCAGAUCAGACCAACCUGAUUUGUGGCUUGGCAUGGCUUAGCAGGGCAGAGCUUGCCCCUCCGGGCAUUUCUCAGAAGAACUCCAAGACGGGACACUUGGAUCAGGAAGGAUCGGUUCCGGGACGCAUCGCUGCGUGGCCUGCCCAGCUGGCACAUCUCAGGCAUCUGGAGCUUCACUCGCAUGUGAUCCCUGCUCCAGAGGCCACAGGGCACGGUGAAUAUCAAGAUGAAGAAGCCAAGAGUUCCUGCAAGCGUUGUGAGAAGGGGAAGUAUCAGGGCCAAGAAGGGCAGAGCCAGUGCCUUCAAUGUCCUCCUGGUACCACAACGCUGGGCUUUGGUUCCAACGACCUUUCGGACUGCGGCUGUAAUGAGCACACAAUCAACGUCGCUCCGAAUGAAACGGCCUUUCAAUGCGUUCCCUGCAGUGAAGGCCUUUAUUGUCCAUUCUCGUCGACCAUCCAGAGUCUCAAAGAUGGGCCAGCACUUGCGAACGACCAAACGAAGGACUUUGUGCCAGUGGUCGAGGAGGGCUAUUACGCUUCACUCCACACCCCUACUAGUGUGUACUUGUGCAAACCUUCACACUUUUGCCUUCGAGGUCGACCUGGUGAGUGCCCAGGCGGGAUGUUUCGACAACGUUGUGUCAGUUUGGAAAUUCCAAGGACUUGGUCGGAAGGCCAGUGUGUGGAUUGUGGGCUUUCGCCCGUGGCAUGGUUGUUUGGCAUUUUGGUUGGACUGGCUGGCUUGGUCGCGUUCUAUUAUAUUGGCAAUACAGAGGUCACCGCACAAGCUUCACCGAUCAAGGUGCUCACCAUGGCCAGUGGUUUGAGCGUCAAUGUGAUGCAGACGGUCAGGUGGCCGAAAGUGAUGGAGGCGACUUCCUCAGGAUUGCAGUUUAUGGUCCUUGACGUUCAAAGUCUUGGUCUGGAGUGCCUCCUCGGUUCUGGUGCAGUGGCACGUUACGUCUCCGUUGCUGCGGUGUUCCCAAUCAUCCUGACGUGGUUGCUCACCUGCUCGCUGGCCUCCGGCUUUUUCCCCAAAUGCGCUCCUCUUCGCCGUUUUCAGCCUUGGACAUGGCCUGGGACCUUCAACAUCAUGGGAUUGAUUCUCCAAGUGGCUUUCAGCACAGUCAGUGCUGUGGCCAUGCAACCUUUGAUGUGCUAUAGCCACCCGAACGGCAGAAAGAGUUUGCUGAAGUACCCAAACGUCAAAUGCGGGGGAAGCGUGCAGCCGACCAUGUUGGCGGUUGGCUUGGUUGUUGGUUCUGUCUUCGUUUUGGCAUUCUAUGUCGGCUGCAUCUAUGCUGCCUUUCACAUGCCUUCCUGGAGCGCGAAAAAGAGGGAUGCCACAGUCUCCAGUUUCCGGUUCCUGAUCUCCAACUUCCGCUUAAACCGCUGGUGGUUUGGUUUGCUGCUGACUGCACGUGGGUUCUGUUUUUGCUUGGUAAUCGUGGUGGCAACUGACAAUGAAUCUGCACAAACAAGCUUGACUACUCUCAUCAUUGUGCUCCUUGGCUUCGGUGGGGUCGGGUGUCAGGAUGCGGGCCAGGUGCGCCGGCAAAGGACAGCUGAGACUGCAGUAACCCCAGUGACCGGAAUAUCAGAUAGAGUGGUUGGAUUCAAAUGCACCAAAUAUCAAUAA